This is a messenger RNA of Coccidioides posadasii C735 delta SOWgp, 576 nucleotides long. It is a transcript of the gene ERD2, whose product is annotated as endoplasmic reticulum retention protein. Gene Ontology annotation, molecular function: ER lumen protein retrieval receptor activity. Gene Ontology annotation, biological process: endoplasmic reticulum to Golgi vesicle-mediated transport; protein retention in ER lumen. The record is from RefSeq and is a predicted model, not a curated record. Gene Ontology annotation, cellular component: cis-Golgi network; membrane; endoplasmic reticulum. NCBI's taxonomy places the organism in Eukaryota, Fungi, Ascomycota, Eurotiomycetes, Onygenales, Onygenaceae.
AUGAAAUCUUCGAGCAGUUGUUCAGGCCUGUCGUUCAAGUCCCAAGCAUUAUACCUCCUUGUUUAUAUUACACGAUAUCUUGAUAUUUUUUGGACUUUCACUCUUUCAGCUUACAAUACUAUUUUCAAAAUCCUUUUUAUUGCUUCCUCAGCGUAUACGAUUUAUCUCAUGAUUAAUGACUACAAACCAACUCAAGACCCCAAUCUCGAUACUUUCAAAGUCCAAUAUCUACUAGGUGCCAGCGCUGUUCUGGGCAUCCUUUUUCCAUAUUCUUAUACACCUUCCGAGAUCUUAUGGGCGUUCUCUAUCUGGCUUGAAUCCGUCGCCAUCUUACCCCAGCUGUUCAUGCUCCAACGAACUGGUGAAGCCGAGACCAUCACGACUCAUUACCUCUUCGCUCUAGGCAUGUACCGCGCGCUGUAUAUCCCCAACUGGAUUUACCGGUAUUUCAUGGAAGGGCGCACGGACCCAAUUGCCGUCAUUGCAGGGAUCCUUCAAACAAUCCUCUACUCCGAUUUCUUCUGGAUUUACUAUAGCAAGGUCCUUAAAGGAAAGAAAUUCUCGUUGCCCGUAUAA